CUGCCAUGUCGUAAAAGAACAUGAUGCCGAAGACUUACUGGAUCCUUUAGUGGCUAAUGAGCCUCAUGUUUCAUCUCCAAAUCGUGAGCUAAAUGCAAUAAAACUUAAAAUUGUAGAAAAAGUUGAAGCUGAAGCUCAAGCUGUUGCCGUCACAAAAUCUAACACAAGGUUCAAGUCGAAAAUCCAUAACAGUGAAGAACAAGAGCGAUUUGCAAAAGAAAAAGCACUUCGAAUUAACCUGGAGUCAUACCUUAACGUUUGUGUUUCGGCGGGUAUGGUCCACCGUGGUAUUUCUACAUUGAUAGCAUAUAGACAAAGGGCUAAGAAGAAGUCUGAAACUCGCAGCCUCAUUACAAUUGAUUUUUACAACAUUCUGCUCCACGGCUUAGGAGAAAACGGUUCCUUUGAACGAUUUAAAGACCUUUUCGCGUUAAUCGAAGAAGAUCAAUUGAGAUUUAAUGAACAAACAUUUGCCGCUAUAUUCGAAUGUCUAGGACGCUUAGUUUCUACAGAGGAAAAUAUCAAGGAAAUUAAAAAGUUCGCGCGAAUGGCAGAAAAAAAUGGCAUAACUUUAAAUCAAAUAAUGGAUCGAUCAAUAUUUACUGGUGAUCAAAGAGACGUUGUAAUGGAUGCUAUACGACGCAUUAAACCAGAUUUUUCUCCCAUAUAUACGCCACCAGCACUAAGUUACAAUAAUAAGCUUCUUGAUAAUAUAAAUGAGAACAUUUUGCCAAUAGGUAUACGAGUACAUGACACAAGCCCUGCGGGAUUGCCACCACACUCAAAUAUAAUGAAAUCGAAACAUGGAUAUAAUAAAAAUGAGCUGGAAAAAAUGGCUCGCGAGCAAUUAAAAUUUGAAUUGAAUGGAUCCAUUACAAUCAAAUCAAUUGAAAAGUCAAACGAAUUUGCAAAUGCUGAAUAUUGCCGUGAAAAACUUACCGAGCUUGAAGAACUUUGGCGUACACAAAUUAAUGCUGCCAUUAUCCGAGACCUAAACACAUUACGAGCUCAAAUUCGAUUUAAACCGAAUGGCUUCAUGAACUACUAUACAUACCUCAAAGUCUUGGAUACAUCUAUAUAUACUGAUAUAUUGAUAAAAGAGAUUUAUAAAUUGGCGGAAGGAUCGGAAACUUUUAGUCCAACAGUAGGACAACUUUAUAGAGAACUAGGCCAGAAAGUACAGCAAAGAUAUCAAGUUGAGAUGAAAAAGAAAAAUGGGAUAUUGGAAAAAAUUGGAGAAAUAUACAGUUCAUAUUGUGAUUUAUGGGAAGAGGCGAGUACAAACGACAAUCCUCGGCAAAUGUGGCAAAGACUUGUUCAUGAGCAACGUGCUAGUGGACCGAGUAUAGAUGUUAAAUAUGUUAGUUGGCCUGUCAAUGUACAGUCAGGAGUUGGUCGUUUUCUUUAUAAUAUUUUAAUGCGUGAUAUAAAAAUAGAUGCGCACAUCAUGCGACAAAAAGGAAAGAGUAAACAACAAAAUGUUUUACCCGCUUUUUAUACGCUUUUUCGAAACCAAGGACGCCUGGUAAAAGAGGAAGUAAAACCUCAUCCAGUGUUGGCAAGAUUGUUGCGUACCUCUCGUCAGCAGACAUUAACAUUUGAUUCAAACCUUGUUCCAAUGCUUUGCCCUCCGCAACCCUGGAGUACGCCAAAUAAUGGCGGCUAUUUAUUACAUAAAUCGGAUCUGAUCCGUUUGCCGCACCAGGCAGUACAGCAAUGGGAACGUAUAAACUCUGUCAUCCCGCAACACAUCUAUCCAGCACUUGAUUCUUUGAAUCAACUGUCGAGUGUAGGUUGGCGCGUUAACACCGAAGUACUUGAUGUUGUUAUAAAAGUAUUUCAAAAUGGUGGCGACGAGAAAUUAGAUGUUCCUCGGCCGCCGAGCUGUUUACCACCCUUAUCUUCCAUACAUGACGAAAGUCCUGCUUUAACAACUGCUGAACGCUCGAAGCGAUUUAAAGACAGAUUAGCGCAUCGACGAAAACAAGGAGAGAUGUACAGUUUAUGGUGUGACACAUUAUACCGGCUUUCUUUGGCAAAUUAUUAUCGCAAUCGUGUAUUUUGGCUGCCUCAUAACAUGGACUUUCGUGGACGGGUUUAUCCCAUACCACCUCAUCUUAAUCAUUUAGGAUCUGACUUGGCACGGUCUAUGCUUGUUUUUGAUCAUGCAAAACCGCUUGGACGGAAUGGUUUUAACUGGCUUAAACUACAUUGUAUUAACUUAACUGGUUUAAAGAAACGGGAUUCAGUGCGUGAAAGAUUAUUUUAUGCCGAAGAAAUAAUGGAUGAAAUUCUUGAUUCAGCUGAUAAUCCAUUGAAAGGAAAUAUGUGGUGGGUAAAAUCAGAUGAACCAUGGCAAACACUAGCUUGCUGUAUGGAGAUAGCUAAAGUUCAACGUUCAAAUAGUCCUGAAG
Messenger RNA from Rhagoletis pomonella (apple maggot), 2414 nucleotides. RefSeq names its product DNA-directed RNA polymerase, mitochondrial (gene mtRNApol). Lineage: Eukaryota; Metazoa; Arthropoda; Insecta; Diptera; Tephritidae. The record is from RefSeq and is a predicted model, not a curated record. Gene Ontology annotation, molecular function: mitochondrial promoter sequence-specific DNA binding; protein binding; DNA-directed RNA polymerase activity. Gene Ontology annotation, biological process: mitochondrial transcription. Gene Ontology annotation, cellular component: mitochondrial DNA-directed RNA polymerase complex.